Etheostoma cragini (Arkansas darter) is the source of this 1426-nucleotide messenger RNA. RefSeq names its product LBH regulator of WNT signaling pathway (gene lbh). The transcript has 3 exons. Gene Ontology annotation, cellular component: nucleus. Bases 246 to 527 code for a protein of 93 amino acids. Gene Ontology annotation, biological process: positive regulation of DNA-templated transcription. Lineage: Eukaryota; Metazoa; Chordata; Actinopteri; Perciformes; Percidae. The record is from RefSeq and is a predicted model, not a curated record.
CUUGCAUAAAUGCUCAAAACAGCUGAGGUGAUGAUCAGACGCACCAAAUUGUAGAGCUCCGUUUUGGGCUCGUACUUGUCGCACAGUUACUUUCGGUUUUACGUAAGCGCGCUGGUCCACCUUGGAGAGAGAAAGUCCGCAGCUGUCCUUAGAUUCCCCAAUCAGCAGAAUUGACAGCAGGUGUGAAUUCAUGUCUGUAUUUCCCGCGCAGACAUAUACUGCCCGGUGUUGUGCUCGGCCAAAACAUGACUGAGGUGAUGAUCACCAGCUCCCCCAUGGAAGAUAUGAGGCUCAGCCCUAGCAAGGACAGACUCUCUUUCCAGAUAUUCCCUGACCCAUCAGACUUUGAUCGUUGCUGUAAGCUCAAAGAUCGGUUGCCAUCCAUCGUCGUUGAGCCUACCGAGGGAGAAGUCGAGAGUGGGGAGCUUCGCUGGCCUCCAGAGGAGUUUCUGGUCAGUGAGGAGGAAGAGGAGCAGGAUAAUGGCAGCAUCCAAAAUGGACAGCCAACACCAAAAUCUCAGCACUAGAGGCUGUGUUGCAGCACCCAUACUCAAGUUUUCCCUCCCAUUGCCACACUGGUUACACUGCACCUCAGCACUCAAACAACCUGGCAGACACACAGUCAGUGUCUCAUGAUGCCAUCUCGUUGCCCUCGACCCAAAACAUCACUCCCGUGACAGAAGCAAUACACUCGGGCAACACACUUUCUCGCCCAAUAAUUUCAUCACAAAAGAACAGACAAGCACACCUUCAACCUACGCUUACUUCCUACCAUGCCUACCACAGCUCAGUGCUCCAUGGACAGCUCUUACACUGCGGGGGGGGGGGGGCUACAACUGCUCUGUACUUUACUCCAAAAUGGCUGUCAUCAUGACCCCAGAGACUUCAUACACUCAUACAGAACUGUUGUGGUACCUGUGGGGCUUGUCGUCCGCAGUAACACUGUCCAUACCUUACAAUUUCUGGAUUGAUAUGUUUGUUGUAAUUGCCACUGCUCUCCCUAGAUUUUGUCUUUCUGAGAAGUGAAUGUUUUGUGAUUUUUGUAUGAAGUGGGUGUUGUGAAUAAUGUUAUUGGGAUUUCCCUUGGCUCCCCUGUCUGAAAAGAUUUUUGUGACUUACGUCAGGCAUUCACAUUUAAAUAAAUAAAUAAAAACUCUUAAAGGCAAUGUGGAAUUGUUUAAGAGAAGUGAGCAGGAAAAUUAACCAGCAUGCCCUGCUAAUGCAAUAAUUCAUUGUACAAAGGCGUUUUGUGCAGUGAGGGCACAGUCACGCUAGGACUUCUGUGAGCCUUUUGACAAACCGUAGGCCUACUUGAUGAAAAAUCAGUAGUACAACACCGAGAACAAAAUCUGAUGCAAGCAGGCUUAUUUAAAGGCAAAGCUGAGUACUGCAAAUUGUAAUUAAAAAAAAAAAGCAGUUAAUGAAG